ACUAGUUUGUCCUCUCCGGCGCGCCGUCGCCGCGCUGUCACGUGAGUAGGGGGUGGAGCGGCCAUGAUGGCGGAGCCCUUCCAAGCCUGAGAGGCGCGAGUGCGGCAGAUUCAUUAAUCAGGAGGACUUAAAAGAACAUUUAUUGGAAAGACUUCUCAAAGAUGCCUGCUGCCUGUGAUUCAGUGCUUGAAGACAUUGAAGAUAUUGUGUCAGCAGAAGAUCUGAAACCACAUGACCGACAGUUUGUAAGAAAAAGUAUUGUUCCUAAAGUGAGAAAACGCAACUCGCAAAAGAAUGUUCAGGCAGAUGAUGAUCCCCCAAGCGACAGCAUUAUUCCUGGUAUACAGAAAAUCUGGAUACGUACGUGGGGUUGCUCUCAUAACAAUUCAGAUGGAGAAUAUAUGGCUGGACAGUUGGCAGCUUAUGGAUACAAAAUUACAGAGAACUCCACAGAAGCAGACUUAUGGCUGCUAAACAGUUGCACGGUAAAAAGCCCAGCUGAAGACCACUUCAGAAACUCAAUUAAGAAAGCCCAAGAAGAAAACAAGAAAGUGGUUUUAGCUGGAUGUGUCCCACAAGCCCAACCUCGUCAGGACUACCUAAAAGGCCUAAGCAUCAUAGGGGUUCAACAAAUAGAUCGUGUAGUAGAAGUUGUGGAGGAAACUAUUAAAGGUCAUUCUGUGAGACUCUUGGGUCAGAAAAAGGAUAAUGGAAAACGGUUGGGGGGAGCGCGAUUGGAUUUGCCAAAGAUUAGGAAGAACCCGCUGAUAGAAAUUAUUUCCAUCAAUACAGGAUGUCUAAAUUCAUGUACAUAUUGUAAAACGAAGCAUGCCCGAGGAGACCUAGCAAGUUAUCCAGUUGAAGAGCUAGUGGGCAGAGCCAAACAGUCUUUUCAAGAGGGUGUUUGUGAGAUAUGGCUGACCAGUGAAGACACAGGGGCUUAUGGCAGAGACAUUGGCACAGAGCUCCCUACACUUCUGUGGAAGCUGGUUGAGGUUAUUCCUGAGGGAGCUAUGUUGAGACUUGGCAUGACAAACCCCCCUUAUAUUUUGGAGCAUCUGGAGGAAAUGGCAAAGAUUCUUAAUCAUCCAAGAGUAUAUGCUUUCCUCCACAUACCAGUUCAGUCUGCUUCUGACAGCGUGCUCAUGGACAUGAAAAGAGAAUACUGUGUGGCAGACUUCAAACGGGUAGUGGAUUUCCUUAAAGAAAAAGUGCCUGGAAUAACAAUUGCUACAGACAUCAUCUGUGGUUUCCCUGGGGAGACUGAUGAAGAUUUUCAAGAAACAAUGAAACUUGUAGAAGAGUACAGGUUUCCAAGCCUCUUUAUUAAUCAGUUUUACCCACGACCAGGAACCCCUGCUGCAAAAGUGCAUCAAGUUCCAGCCUUAGUGAAAAAGCAAAGAACAAAGGAUCUAUCCCAGCUGUUUCAUUCAUACAGUCCUUAUGAUCACAAGGCAACCGUUUGUGUGCAAGGGGAUCGUGAUUCACCAAUCAUGCUAAAUCAAGUGUGGAAGCUGAACAUUAGAAUGCCUGUGGAGCAAAGCCUGCUUAAUUCACAGCUGCAUAUGCCCUCAUUUCAUAUGUAUCCCAUGGAAGAUGUCAAAAGCUGCUUCUUAGCCACAACUCUUCAUUAAAUUGUACCCAGUAUUACUCGUUCUAGAUAGGAAACCAGCAAUUGAUCUUAAAAAUUUCUCUCAUCCUUGGCUCUGAACUCCUCCUGCUAUAAAGAACUCUCAUUUUGCUUUGCCAAAAUGAUCAUAAAAAUUAGAGACCCUCAGAAGCAUUGUGGAAGUUAAACAAACUGAAAAAAUGAAUUAAGUACUACUAUCUGGUAUAAUCAGUGCCUUCAUAAGACUCCUCUUCUGAACAGUACACUGGCCUCGCUGAUUCUGAAAAAGUUUGCAGUCCUGUUUCCCACAUUCACUUGAAGAGUGUCCCAUUAUGAAGGUAACAAUGACCAAACUCCAACUAUUUUAACAUUUAGUACUGCUCAAAAUCAGGCUAUAGGCUGGGGCACAGUCCACCUUGCUAAGAUGCAUAACCUGCUUUUGGCUUUCAGCAAAGGACAAAUAAAUACGCAUUGCACAAGAGGAAAUUGGAAGGACAUUUUGAAACUAGGACAUGCAAAUGCACUUACUGGGAUAUAUGUCCAGGAGCAAAUUCAGGAACAGGACAGAGGGCAAACCCUUUCCCCCUCCUUUGAUCUCACCCCGGUACCUUUUUUGUAUGUAGAACAACAAACACCCAUGCCCUUGAAACACUCGCAGUGUUUUUUAACCGGUGAGUGGAGUGGUUGAGUUCUAAUAUUUCUAAUAUUUGAGUUCUAAUAUAUCCACAUUACCAAGAUGUCUUCUGCUCAGAGUAGGCUA
This is a messenger RNA of Alligator mississippiensis (American alligator), 2369 nucleotides long. RefSeq names its product CDK5 regulatory subunit associated protein 1 like 1 (gene CDKAL1). Gene Ontology annotation, cellular component: endoplasmic reticulum. NCBI's taxonomy places the organism in Eukaryota, Metazoa, Chordata, Crocodylia, Alligatoridae. The coding region runs from base 162 to 1634 and encodes 490 amino acids. Gene Ontology annotation, biological process: tRNA methylthiolation. Gene Ontology annotation, molecular function: tRNA (N(6)-L-threonylcarbamoyladenosine(37)-C(2))-methylthiotransferase activity; 4 iron, 4 sulfur cluster binding. The record is from RefSeq and is a predicted model, not a curated record. The transcript is spliced from 14 exons.